This is a messenger RNA of Symbiodinium natans, 1716 nucleotides long. The record is from the annotation of a GenBank genome assembly. NCBI's taxonomy places the organism in Eukaryota, Dinophyceae, Suessiales, Symbiodiniaceae.
AUGCACAAGGGACCUCGCGCGUACGCUUACAAGGACAACCCGAAGGAGAUCAAGUUUCGGCGGUUGAAUCCGAACAGCGACAAGCUGAAGAACGAGCUGCUGUGCUAUGGGGGAGCUUUCGAGCUGCUCAACUCCAUUGGCUUCCGCCAGUCGCCCGAUGGCUUCCUCGAGCUGCCCCCAGGUGAGGCACCCGCAGCUGCGAUGGCGCUGGCUGCUGUGCGUCAGCACUGUGGGGGUGGUCAAGGCUAUGCUGCAGCCCUGCGUGGCACUGGAGGAGUUCAGGCCUAUGAUGUGCUGGCAAGCGUGGCACAAAGCGAAGGCGGUGAAGAAGUUCUCAAACUUUUGGAACGGAUACUGGACAACGUCCGGCGGUAUCCAAACAGCGACAAGUACAGGUGCAUCAACCUGAACAAAGCCUCUGGCCAGAAGGUCAUGCCUGCUCUCGAGCUGCUGCGUUUAGCUGGCUUCGAGCGCAGCUCCACCCCGGCUGGGGAGGAAGUGCUGCAGCUUGGUCGGCCCAACGUGGACGUUCUCGAACGAGUGUGGGCCAUGGUGUGGUGGGCUGGUCGUGGGCACUCCAUUCUGAGCGAGCUCCCAGCCGAGGGCACCGCCGCCGCCGCGCUUGGUGCAUGCCUGGGAGCUGCUGCUGGCGAUGCUCUUGGCGCACCGCUGGGGGGCCAGGAACCGCUGGCGGUGAAUGCUUUCGAGGUGGACAAGGCUUUGGAGAUGUGCGGCGGCGGUCUGUGGACAGUUGCGCCCGGGCAGGUCACUGGGCACACAGAGUUGUUGCUGUGCUUGGCAGAGGCACUGGCUGAAGCGGAGGGUUCCGUGUUUCCGACUGAGGAUGUGGCCGUUCGUUACGGCCGCUGGGGCAAGACACACCCCUUCCGGGCCGACCGCGCCUGCCUGCAGGUCUUCCACCGUCCGAUGCCGCCCGAUGCCAUGGCGGAGCGCGCUCGGGAGGUGAAUCAGAAGUCCCUCAGCAGUGGAACGCUGGUCAGGUGUGCCGCUGUGGCCGUGAUGGGCGCAGCGCUGAAGUCACCGGAGAAGGCUGCGGAGCUUGCCAAUGACGAUGCGCGCCUAUCCCACCCGAGCCGUGUCAUCGCGCAUGCCAACUCUGCGUUCGCUUUCGUCAUCGCGCUGCUGAUUGGUGGAACUAGCGGGAGCGCGGCCGUGGCAGAACUGGAGCGGUGGUUGAAGAGGCAACAAGAGCGCAUUCGCACGGGGAUUCCCAAGCCUGGCGAUGGGCCGCGUGGCCAAGGCUUCACUCACCUGGCCAAGGGCCAGGAUGUGGAGGCUUGGUCCCCACCAGGCGAAGAGCUCGUUGCCUGCGAAGAGGUUCUCCGCUGGGUCCGCAAAGCUCUAGGCAGCGAGCCCCUGCCCUUCUCAGACAUGUCUGCGACGUCGCUGCUUUCCAAGGAGGUGGGCUCUGCCGAGAUCCCGUUUUGCCACGCCGUAAGGCACCUCCACAAUGGAACCUCCUUCGAGGACGCCAUGCGGGCCACCCUUGCCGCCGGUGGAGACUCCGGCACCACCGCCUGUGUUAUCGGAUCGCUGCUCGGUGCCCGGGAUGGCGUGCGGGGAAUGCCGGAACGCUGGGUCCGCGCCGUGCUCGCCUGCGACCAAAGUCUUGGGCAUCAGCGCCCCCCAGAGUAUCAUCCCCGAGAUUUGCCCGCACUGGUGUCCAAGAUCCUGUCGAAGCCUCGUAGGCUCUGA